CUCAGUUCCACACAACACACAGAAAAUGAAGGUCGCGGCGGCUCUCUCCCUGCUGGUGGCGGUGCAGCUGGUUUACGUACACCUGGCGGAGGCGCAGUAUGAGUCGGAGGUGGACGAGACGGCGCCCUACGAGGUCAUCAGGAAAGGAAAGGACUACGAGGAGAGGUUCUACCCGCCUGCAAGAUGGGUGUGCCACAGCAGUACAUCCAUGAGACCCACUAUGAGCAGAAUGUCCCAGUCCUUCUUCCCUCUCUUCUCUUACAUCACCGGUUCCAAUGACAGAGGCGCCAAGAUCAAGAUGACAGCGCCGGUCACUACUAUGCUGAAGCAGGACCCCGCCAUGCGCAGGUGGUGGACCCAGAUGUGCUUCUAUGUUCCCAAGGCCCACCAGGCAGACACCCCUCUCCCCGAGAACGCCGAGGUGUACCUGGAGGACCGCCCCGCCAUGAUGGUGUUUGCCAGAACUACGGGAGGUUUCCUGACGAAGAUGGCGCAGUGGAAAUACCAGGCAACGCUACUGAAGGAGUCACUCGUGAAUGCCAAGGAACCCGCAGACUUCUCUACCUACUACAUGGCUGGCUACGACUCUCCCAUGAAGUUUUUGAACCGACGGAACGAGGUCUGGUAUAUGAAGAAGAUGUAAGGAUGUUAAAAUGUCACAUUCUCUCGUGCUACUUCUAAGAUGACUUCACUUUUACCUGUUUUGUGUUGUUUUGCUUUGUGUCCUUCCAAUUGAGUCAAUAAAGUUGUUUUUAGCUCAGA
Messenger RNA from Portunus trituberculatus (swimming crab), 762 nucleotides. Its product is annotated as heme-binding protein 2-like. The coding region runs from base 26 to 643 and encodes 205 amino acids. NCBI's taxonomy places the organism in Eukaryota, Metazoa, Arthropoda, Malacostraca, Decapoda, Portunidae. The transcript is spliced from 7 exons. The record is from RefSeq and is a predicted model, not a curated record.